AUGGCUUUCAGGAAGCGGUGUCUCCCCGCCGACAACGGCGAGCAGGACGGACCCCCCCCCGCCUGCAAGCAGCAGAUCCGGUCGGACGGCAAGAGACACGUAGCCGCCUUGAUCCUGGCGAGGGGGGGGAGCAAAGGGAUCCCCCUCAAAAACAUCAAAAUGUUAGCCGGGGUGCCCCUCAUCGGGUGGGUGCUGAGGUCGGCUGCGGACUCCAACAUGUUUGACAGUGUGUGGGUGUCGACAGACCACGACGAGAUCGAGAAGGUGGCAAAAUCCUGGGGCGCCAAGGUGCAUCGCAGGAGUCCCGAAGUCUCCAGAGACUCUUCUACGUCACUGGAAACCAUUCAAGAGUUCGUCAGGCUCAACCCAGAGGUGGAUGUGAUAUGUAACAUUCAGGCCACGUCCCCGUGUCUACAUCCGCACCACGUGAAGGAGGCCCUGGAGAUGAUCACGCUGCAGGGCUUUGAUUCGGUCUUCUCGGUGGUCCGGAGGCACCAGUUCCGCUGGCAGGAGGUCAAGCAAGGAUCUGGCGAGAUGACCAAGCCGCUCAACCUGGACCCAGCCAACCGGCCGCGGCGCCAGGACUGGGACGGGGAGCUCUGUGAGAACGGCUCUUUUUACUUCACCACCAAGGACCUCAUCGUGAACGAGGGACUUCUGCAGGGUGGCAAGGUGGGCUACUACGAGAUGCUGCCGGAGUACAGCGUGGACAUAGACGUGGACAUCGACUGGCCCGUGGCAGAACAGAGGGUCCUCAGGUACGGCUACUUCGGUCGGGCCACGCCGGAGGUGGUUCGGCUGAUGUUCUGCAACGUUUCCGGAUGUUUGACCGAAGGAAGGAUCUUUCUGUCUGCGUCCGAAGAGGAGAUGGUGUCUGUUAAUACCAGGGACACCAUGGGCGUCCGGAUGCUGCAGAGGGAGGAAGUGGAGGUGGUGCUGUUGACGUCCAGCGAGGACCCCGUGACCCGGUCGCUGGUCGACAAACUGGCCAAGAGGACGGGCUGCAGAGUCAUCCAGGUGGGAGCGGAGCCGCUGAACGAUUUGAAGCCGGUGGUGGAGCAGAUGAAGCUGGAGUGGAAGGACGUGGCGUACAUGGGCAACGAUAAACCGGACGUCAACUGCCUGAACCUGGCGGGUUUGAGUGCAGUACCCGGGGACGCCCCGGUGGUCGCCAUCAAUGCCGCAAAGUACACCUGCCACAGAGUCGGGGGGAUGGGAGCCGUCCGGGAGUUUGCUGAACACAUUCUCCUCCAGAAAGAAAAAGCAAAGUCUCAGAUGAAGCAGGACCCUAUCAACUGCAGCUGAUUUUUUUUUUUUUUUUUUUUUUUUAAAUGAGAAAUUUUUAACUUGACUCCGCACUGAAAGGUUUUAGAGUUAGUGCAGUUUAUACACAAAUAAUGGAAAUAAUUGAACAAUGCGUAUUUGCAUGAGAAAUGUUAAAAUAUCAUAUGAGGUGCAUAUCUAAUUUAAGGGUUAGAGUUACAGUUAGAAUAAAAAAAAACUAAAAAAACAAAAAAACAAAAAACAGUUUACAUUUGAGUCUCAAUGCAAGUUUUCCUGCGCGUAAUUCAUUUGUCGGCUUUACGACUUGAGAAUCCUGGUUGGUUGUUCUAAAGCAAUUUAACAUUUAAGUGAUGCGGCCAGCCCUUGGUUCACUGUAGCAUUCGGGACCUGAGGGCGAAGUCCGAUGUAAACAACAGGCCCACCACCACACCGAGACCCGAAACACCAGACUGGAAACUGCUACCGGUCUGCUACAAAGAGGACUGAAGCACCUCCACUAGACAACUUUGCAACCUAGGGUUGUUAUUUGUAAACAACUGUAGAACAGAAAUGUAGAUUUACCUGUAACUUAAAUUCCAAUGGGUACAGUCCCUGUGUAUUACUGUGUAUCUUUUUACAGGAGAUAGAGCCUUCAAAUAUUUUAAAAUGCCUUGGUGUUUUAUAUGUAAGGGGGAGCAUUUUAAACCAAGAUAUAAAAAAAUAAUUGAGUCGUCUGCGACUCGUAAACAUCAGACCUUGGCCAAACGUAAAGGCACAGUUACUGAAACACGCUGCUAGAUGUAGCCCUACAUGACCGAAGAAAAUAGGAGCGUUUCCCGAGGCGUCCAGCGACAGCUUUGCCUGUCAUUCCCGUUUGGCGCGGCACCCGGCGGCGGCGUUAAGCCGACUUUGCGGCCGAGUGCCCGCCGCUGCUCGGUAACCUCUCGGUUCUGAAUAGGAGGAGUAAUGGGCAAUUAGUUUGUGACUGCUGGUCAAUAGCCCGGUUUUUAGGGGAACAGCGGGGGAUGGUUUCAUGCGGAGCAGGUCCUGCAUUCGCCCUGUUGUUGAGUCAGUGUAAUGACAACCCGUAUGUGCUGUAUUCAUUGAUCUACAAGGAAUGGAAAUGUGUAAUUCUUUGAUUCUUUGUGCUUAGUACAAUUUUUCCAUUGUUUUUUUUUUUUGUUGUUGUUUUUUUUUUUUCAUCUCACCAAAAGAUGCCUUAAUUAUUGUUUCAUAGGAACCUUUGCUUGUCCUUUAACUCAUCCGUGUCCUUUUAAUUUCGCUCUCUUUAUUUAAAAAAUUGAGCACAAGAAGUGGCUUUGUUGUGUGAAUAAUUUUCAGUGAAGUUGAAGAUGAUUGAAAACCUGAGUUUUAAUUUUUAUUUAUUUUUUUUAAUCUUCAGCAAGAGCAGUGCCAGAGAGGACCGCUCUCAUGUCUGUACUGUAAAUACGAAACUAGAGCCAAGAGACAGUUAUCUUUGUUUAAUCUGUACACGAAGAAGUUGUGGUUUUAAAUAGGACGUUAUCCGCUAGACCUGUUUCUUGGUUUUGACGGUGACUCAGGACUCCUGCAAAGCCAUCAGGAAACAGUUCAGGGAGUCAUUUUUACAUUUUAUGUUUGUAUGCAGAUUAAACACAUUAGACGCAACGUGUCUUUACAGGCGUGUGUACGUGGAUUUACCUUGAAACCGAGAAACUAACCGUCUCCUGGCUGUAGCUUCGUAUUUAGCAUCUUGACAUCGAACUCUUGGCAGGGAAAGCAAAUAAGUGUAUU
Messenger RNA from Xiphias gladius (swordfish), 3036 nucleotides. RefSeq names its product cytidine monophosphate N-acetylneuraminic acid synthetase a (gene cmasa). Bases 1 to 1305 code for a protein of 434 amino acids. The record is from RefSeq and is a predicted model, not a curated record. The transcript has 8 exons. NCBI's taxonomy places the organism in Eukaryota, Metazoa, Chordata, Actinopteri, Istiophoriformes, Xiphiidae. Gene Ontology annotation, molecular function: N-acylneuraminate cytidylyltransferase activity.